ACAAGUGUUUAGAUUCUCAUCUCUAUCCUCUUUAAACAAUGCUGAGGUUGAAGGGAACCUUGGUUUCCCCAUUUUCCUUUUUCGCAGUUUUCAGCAUUAUUCUUGCUUCCCCCACCUUCCUCAGUGUCGAAUCUUAUUCACAUCGCCAUGCUUCCACCGUGGGUCAGUUGGUUCUUAAGCACGACAGGAAGCUCUUAACUCAGACAGAACAUGGAGAAAUCUCAGCCGCUAUAGUCACUGAUGGAACAAAAGGCCCAUACCAUCUUCAAUUCAUCACCCUGGAGCCUAACUCCGUUUUUCUUCCGGUUCUGCUACAUGCAAACAUGGUUUUUUUCGUCCAUACAGGGAGUGGGACUUUGAGUUGGACUGAUGAUGAUGAUAUGAGGGAUGUGAACCUUCGGAAAGGGGAUGUAUAUAGGUUGCCUGAAGGAUCGGCUUUCUAUGUACAAAGCAGCUUAGAGGCUGAAAGAGAGAAGCUUAGGAUUUAUGCUAUCUUCACUAACUCAGAAGAUGACAUAUAUGAGCCAUCCAUUGGGGCAUACUCAAGCAUUACUGAUGUGGUUCUCGGCUUUGAUACCAGAGUCCUCCAAGCAGCUUUUAAGGUACCCGAGGAUUUGAUAGAAAUAAUGAGAGCAAGCAAGCCACCUGCUAUAAUUCAUGCAGUGCAAAAGGAGGGGAAGAUGUUAGUGGAAUGGCAAGCUCGACUCUUGAAAGCCUUUCUAGGGGGCAAUAGGGAUGGCUUCUUCCAUUCUAUCAAUGGCAAGAAGACGAAGAAGAAAAUGAGAGCAUACAAUGUUUUAGAAGCAGAUCCAGAUUUCGAGAACUGUAACGGGUGGAGCCUAACAGUGGACAGGAAAGACUUGCAUAUAUUGAAACAUUCCAACAUUGGACUUUUCAUGGUGAACUUGACAAAGGGUUCAAUGAUGGCGCCACAUUGGAAUCCAAGAGCUUCCGAGAUAGCAAUAGUGUUGCAGGGUCAGGGGAUGGUUCGGGUGGUUUGUUCAAGCAAUUCCAAGGAAUGUGAGUGCAGGGACAUGAGGUAUAGAGUGAGGGAAGGCGAUAUAUUUGCGGUGCCAAGGUUUCAUCCAAUGGCUCAGAUGUCAUUCAACAAUGAUUCUUUUGUUUUCAUGGGGUUUAGCACAUUAACAACAAAGCGAAACCAUCCUCAAUUUCUAGUGGGGAAGAAGUCUGCGCUAAGGAUCAUGGAUAAACAGAUAUUGGCUUUGUCUUUCAAUGUCUCCAACGCAACAAUCGAUCAGCUUCUAAAACCACAGAGAGAAUCGGUGAUAUUAGAUUGUACAUCGUGUGCGGAGGAAGAAGAAAGAUUGAUGGUGGAGGAAAUUGAAAGGGAAAGGAAGGAGGAGGAAGAGGAGGCCAGAAAGAGAAGAGAGGAGGAAGAAGCUAAGAGGAAAGAGGAAGAAGAGGCCCAAAAGAGAAGGGAAGAGGAAGAGGAGGCCAGAAGGAGAGAGGAAGAGGAAGAAGCUAAGAGAAGGGAAGAAGAGGAGGCCAGAAGGAGAGAGGAAGAGGAAGAAGCUAAGAGAAGAGAAGAAAAAGAGGCCAGGAGGAGAGAGGAGGAAGAAGAAGCUAGGAGGGAAGAGGAAGAGGAGGCCAGAAGGAGAGAGGAAGAGGAUGCUCGGAGGAGGGAAGAGGAAGAGGGAGCUACCAGAAGGGAGACAAAGAAGAGAAGAGAAGAAGAAGCAAGGAGAGAGCAAGAGGAAGCUUGGAAACAGGAAGAAGAAAGGCAAAGGAGAGCAGAAGAAGCCGCAGCAAAGGGUUGGAGGGAGAGGGAGAAACAAAGAGGGCAACCAGAGGAAAAAGAAACGGAAGAAGGUGGCGACGAGGGCCCUAACCGAAGAAGGGCUGCGAAGAAAGUGUGGUUGAUUUAGUCUUAAUCCAUUCGCAGAUGGUUUUGCAGUAGUGAAUAAGAUCUGCCCUACUAUGCUAUCAAGUCUAGGUUAUUAGAUUCCAUGUUUAGCGUCUGUGAAAAGCUUUCUAAAUCUAUGGUUUUUUUGGGUCUUGAUCUUAAAUAAGCUCUUUGGCUUUCUUUCA
This is a messenger RNA of Gossypium raimondii (Peruvian cotton), 2049 nucleotides long. RefSeq names its product vicilin-like seed storage protein At2g18540. The transcript is spliced from 5 exons. The record is from RefSeq and is a predicted model, not a curated record. Bases 39 to 1886 code for a protein of 615 amino acids. NCBI's taxonomy places the organism in Eukaryota, Viridiplantae, Streptophyta, Magnoliopsida, Malvales, Malvaceae.